CACUCCUACUUGCUAUUGCUAAAUGGUGUUACCUACUAAAUGUGUAAAAAACUCUAGCGCAGGCAAUCUCUAUCUCUCAACAUGGAUGAUGUAAUGACUCUGCAUGUUAUGCUAUAAUUCUCGCCAGCGCAGCAGUGUGAGUUUGGUUAGUGUUACUGCCUGUUAUCACUUCGUAACAAUAUCAUCGUGCAGCACAAGCCGCAGCUACCCGCCCGAUAUCCGUACCUGCCUCCUGCGUGACCCAGGUCAGUUGACAGCCUUGCGCAGUGCAGCCGUUGCUACCCCGCGCCUCGUUUAUACUUGACCCCGCUAUAAGACUCGUUUAGCCCUUCCGUAGAACAAUCACGCCAUCGCCGCCAGUCCAUAAUCGCACAUCAUGGUCCAGCUCGAAUACACAGUCGAGAAGCCGCUCAAUCGAGAGCCAGAGCUCGCCAAGCUCGUCUCCAGCUUCAUCACUGAAGAAGGUGGAUAUGAUCGCAAUCAUGGACCUAUCCCACACCUCGACACAGCCACACACCAGGUCUGCGUGUACGGCCUCGUGAAGAAAGAACUAUCUCUCCACGUGAAGGACCUGCAAGCACUCCCUCAACACAGUGUGAUAUGUGCGCUACAAUGUGCUGGCAACAGGCGCCACACCAUGCGCACGAAGUUAAAGGAGGUCUCCGGCAUCGACUGGUUUGACGGCGCCGUCAUGAACUGCAAGUGGACCGGCCCCCUCCUGAAAGACGUGCUCGACAAAGCAGGCGUCAAGGUCGAAGAGGCUAAGUGGAAAGAUGCACACGUCGCAUUCUCUUGCUUCCAGACACCGACCCAGGACGACGAGUACUACGGCGCUAGUAUACCCUUGUCACGUGCCAUGGAUCCGAACAGCUCGAUCAUUAUAGCGCUCCAGAUGAACGAUAAGCCCCUGCCGCCUAAUCACGGCGCACCGGUCAGAGUUGUCACGCCUGGUAUUGCUGGUGCUAGGAGUGUCAAGUGGCUAGACCGCAUCACGGUGCAGAUGUGCGAAAGCAGCAGCUACUACCAGCAACACGACUACAAGAUUCUUCCGCCUGAGGCUGACUGCAAGGAGAAAGCCGAGCAGUGGUGGGGUAAGGUGGACGCGAUACAAGAGAUGCCGAUCAACAGUGUCAUUGGCGUGCCUAAGACGGGUUCGAAGGUCCAGCGCGACGAGAACGGUACCAUAGAAGUCAAGGGCUAUGCGCUGCCAAGUGGAGCCGAUGGGCCGAUCACAAAGGUCGAGGUUACUGCUGAUGGCGGGGAAACGUGGGUGGACGCCGAACUUGAUCAGAGCCAUGAGCACAGAGACGCAGACUUGAAGUGGGCGUGGACACUGUGGAAGGCAAGAGUCAAGGUUGAGAAGGGCAAGGAUGUGACGGUUUACAGCAAGGCCACUGAUCGUAGCGGGACAACGCAAGAGAAGGAGGUCGAGUGGAACUUUCGAGGUGUUGGAUACAAUGCAUGGGGCGAAGCUUCAGGUCUUGAGGUAGUCUGAUCCAGGAGGCAUUUACCGUUUCUGGUCAUAAGCAUCACAUCAGCAAUCAUCGUAGUCAAUUCCCUCAUAUGCUCUAUCCGAAACACUCACUCCAAAACACCACCCAUGCAAUGCCGCAAAAUAACUCCGACCGCACCAAAAUCCCAGUCUCUCACCCAUUUACAACCCCAGGCUCUUCCUCACAUUCUGCCGCACAAUUGUCUCAUAUUUCUCCUUCUCAUUCCUCCACAUCUUGGCUGCGUCGAUGUUCGCCGGGCUCUCGUCGUUCGGCUCGGCAAGCAUGCUCAUCACGCUGAUAAGGAUCUUCUCGACGCUCUGGAUCGGCGACCAGCGCUCGGAGGCUUGCUCGUAGUGCAGCGGAUCGUCGCCCGGGGGAUGCAGGAUCGAGAUGCAGACCUCGCCGCUGUUG
This is a messenger RNA of Boeremia exigua, 1904 nucleotides long. Its product is annotated as sulfite oxidase-like protein. Gene Ontology annotation, molecular function: oxidoreductase activity; molybdenum ion binding. Lineage: Eukaryota; Fungi; Ascomycota; Dothideomycetes; Pleosporales; Didymellaceae. The coding region runs from base 377 to 1495 and encodes 372 amino acids. Gene Ontology annotation, cellular component: mitochondrion. The record is from RefSeq and is a predicted model, not a curated record. The transcript is spliced from 3 exons.